Cottoperca gobio is the source of this 5232-nucleotide messenger RNA. It is a transcript of the gene hace1, whose product is annotated as HECT domain and ankyrin repeat containing E3 ubiquitin protein ligase 1. The transcript has 25 exons. Gene Ontology annotation, molecular function: protein binding; ubiquitin protein ligase activity. Gene Ontology annotation, biological process: Golgi organization; ubiquitin-dependent protein catabolic process; protein polyubiquitination. Lineage: Eukaryota; Metazoa; Chordata; Actinopteri; Perciformes; Bovichtidae. Bases 202 to 2991 code for a protein of 929 amino acids. The record is from RefSeq and is a predicted model, not a curated record. Gene Ontology annotation, cellular component: nucleus; Golgi membrane; cytoplasm.
GGCUAGGAAAAUAACGUUGUCGGUGUAUGAGCAGACCAGUGUGGCAGGAAGAAAAUGUACUGUACAUCAGUGUGUCUGUAAGGGAAGCGGUUCCCCUCCUGCCAGCGCCCAUGGACGACGCCCAGGAACAACACACUCCCAUUAGGAACAAAUAAAGUCGAGGCUUUGUUCCCCCGGUUCCUCUUAGUGGAUUGUUCACCUAUGAUGGAACGAGCGAUGGAGCAGCUUAACGUACAGCUCAGUAGGCUGACCCGUUCCCUCCGCCGGGCCAGGACCGUGGAACUCCCGGAAGACAAUGAGACUGCAGUGUACACACUUAUGCCAAUGGUCAUGGCUGACCAGCACAGGUCAGUGUCAGAGUUGCUGCUCAAUUCCAAGUUUGAUGUAAACUAUGCCUUUGGACGAGUGAAGAGAAGUCUGCUACACAUCGCUGCCAACUGUGGGUCAGUGGAGUGUCUGGUUCUGCUGCUGAAGAGAGGAGCUAACCCAAACUACCAGGACAUCUCAGGCUGUACCCCUCUGCACCUCGCUGCUAGGAAUGGACAGAAGAAGUGUAUGGGAAAACUACUGGAAUUUAAUGCUGAUGUCAACAUCUGCAACAAUGAGGGACUGACUGCUAUCCACUGGUUGGCAGUCAAUGGGAGGACGGAGCUCCUCCAUGACCUGGUGCAGCAUGUGUCCAACGUGGAUGUGGAGGAUGCCAUGGGGCAGACCGCUCUACAUGUAGCCUGUCAGAACGGACACAAGACUACGGUGUUGUGUCUUCUGGACAGUGGAGCUGACAUCAACCGGCCCAACGUCUCUGGAGCCACGCCUCUUUACUUUGCCUGCAGCCAUGGGCAAAGAGACACAGCGCAGAUCCUGCUCUCUCGAGGGUCCAAAUACCUCGCUGACAAGAAUGGAAUCACUCCUCUGGAUCUGUGUGUACAGGGGGGAUAUGGGGAGACGUGUGAGAUCCUUAUCCAGCACCACAGCAGACUGUUCCAGACCCUCAUCCAGAUGACACAAAACGAGGACAUGAAAGAGAGCAUGCUCAGGCAGGUUAUGGAGCAUGUCUCUCAGCAGAGCGACAGUCAUUACCAGAGGAUUUUGACCAGUCUUGCUGAAGUGGCUACCACCAAUGGACACAAGCUGCUCAGCCUGUCCAGCAGUUAUGAAGCUCAGAUGAAGAGUCUUCUGAGAAUCGUUCGUAUUUUAUGCCAUGUGUUCCGCCUGGGGCCUUCAUCGCCCAACAAUGGCAACGACAUGGGCUACAAUGGCAACAAGACGCCUCGCAGCCAGGUCUUUAAGAUGUGUGCGAGGCAGAUGGAGGGGGAGACGGUACAAAAAGAUGAAUGUUCCUGGACAGGUUCUGCUGUCUUUGAUCCACUGGAGCUGCUGUGGCACUCCCUGGAGGAGUGGCUGGUGCUUAUCUCCACAGAGCUGGACAGGAACAGGAAGAACCCGUCUUCCUCCUCCUCCAGCAGUGAGAUAGCCUCUCUGCUUCUCAAGCAGCGGGAGGUCGAGCACUCCGCCUCCUCGCCAAAGCUGCCCUCCUUGCUCGAUCCUCAGGGCGUCAUGGAAACGGAGGUGUACGCCGACGGGGAGGACGUCAUCUCCAUGACAGCCAGUCGGCUCAGUGCUGUGAUCCAGGCCUUCUAUAUGUGUUUCUCCUGUCAGAUGCCACAAGGAAUGACGUCCCCUCGCUUUAUUGAGUUUGUGUGCAAACAUGACGAGGUGCUCAAGUGUUUUGUAACCAGGAACCCAAAGAUCAUCUUUAACCACUUCCAUUUCCUCCUGGAGUGCCCGGAGUUGAUGUCGCGCUUCAUGCAUAUUAUUAAGGGCCAGCCCUUCAAGGAUCGCUGUGAGUGGUUCUAUGAGCAUCUGCUGGCCGGCCAGCCAGACUCUGACAUGGUUCAUCGUCCGGUCAACGAGAACGACAUCCUGCUCAUCCACAGAGAUUCAAUUUUCAGGAGUAGCUGUGAAAUGGUUUCCAAGUCCACCAAUGAGAAACUCAAACAGGGCAUCGCUGUGCGCUUCCACGGCGAGGAGGGGAUGGGUCAGGGUGUGGUGCGGGAGUGGUUUGACAUCCUGUCCAAUGAGAUCAUCAACCCAGACUACGGCCUGUUCACUCAGUCAGCUGAUGGUACCACUUUUCAGCCCAACAGUAACUCCUCGGUGAACCCAGACCAUCUGAACUACUUCCAGUUCGCAGGUCAGAUCCUGGGUCUGGCUCUGUACCACCGACAGCUGGUCAACAUCUAUUUCACCCGCUCCUUCUACAAACACAUUCUGGGUAUCCCAGUGAACUACCAGGACGUGUCGUCAAUCGAUCCAGAGUAUGCGAAGAACCUGCAGUGGAUCCUGGACAACGACAUCAGUGAUCUGGGUCUGGAGCUCACGUUCUCUGUGGAGACGGACGUGUUUGGUGCAAUGGAGGAAGUGCCGCUCAAACUCGGAGGGACCUGCAUCCUGGUCACCCAGGACAACAAGGCCGAGUACGUCCAGCUGGUGACAGAACUAAGGAUGACGCGAGCCAUCCAGCCUCAGAUAAAUGCCUUCCUGCAAGGAUUCCACACCUUCAUCCUUCCCUCGCUCAUCCAGCUUUUUGACGAAUACGAAUUGGAGCUCCUGCUGUCAGGGAUGCCAGAGAUCGAUGUGCAGGAUUGGUGCAAGAACACAGAGUACACCAGUGGCUACGACCCUCAGGAGCCAGUCAUCCAGUGGUUCUGGGAAGUGGUGAACAGCCUGACCCAGGAGGAGCGGGUUCUUCUGCUUCAGUUUGUUACUGGAAGUUCCAGGGUUCCUCAUGGUGGCUUUGCCUUUCUGAUGGGUGGCAGUGGUUUACAGAAGUUCACUGUUACUGCAGUGCCAUUCACCUCCAACCUACUGCCUACCUCUAGUACCUGUAUCAACAUGCUGAAACUCCCAGAAUACCCUAGCCAGGAGGUGCUGAGAAACCGGCUGCUGGUAGCGCUGCAUUGUGGGAGCUACGGUUACACCAUGGCGUGAACACCCUCAGCUCCUGCUGCUGUGAGGGUCUGCAGACUCAACGCUCCCUCCUCCACAGACUCUUUUUGUACUCGGGCGCUGCUUUUGCUGGACAAAAAAGGGAAAUCCAGAUUCCUUUUUAAUGAGAUGCUGGAGAGGCACAACAGAAUGGAUGGAGACCGGGAUCUCCAUACCUGUGCCAGAACUUUAAAUUAUUGUUAUUAUUGAAGCUGGUAUCUGGUAAUUUAUGCAAAUAAUAAUUUAGUAACUUCUUAAUUUGACUUUUUUCAUGCAUACAUUAAUUUAAGAAAAAACAGCAUUUAUACCAUGAAUCAUUGACUUGAGAGACAGGAUAAUUAUCACAAUUAAGCAUAUUCAUGCAUGCUUACUGAAUGUUAAGGAGCUUUCCAUAUAGAACCAGUGUUAUUGAUUAGUUUCAAACCCAUUGAAUCAAUUAAACUGCAUCGUAUCCAUAUCACAGCUUCUCAGCGCAGAUGUCUUUAAGGGUCCAGCAUCAGGUCCACAUACCAGCACACUGGUAUAAAAGAACAAAUCUGAAUUGAGUUUUUUGUCAUUGUGUUUUGGGUGAGAAGCUCUUCUCCACUUAUCAGGGCUAGGUGUUAUCAGAGGUUUAAGAUGCCACAAUUCCAAUAUCAUAGCAGAUCUUUUCUUCUACCUUAUUGCACUGUGAAUAAACCAAAAUGUUUUAUUUUGUUUAACAAAAUAAGCCAAACUUCAGAAAAUACAGUGAAAUCAAUGCACUAUAUGACCAAACAUAUGUGAACAGUCAUUGGUGAUUGGUGAUAUCAUUCCAAAACCAUAGACAUUAGUGUGCUGCUAUAACAACCUCCGCCCAUCUGGUUUCAGGCUGCAGGGAUUUGCUCCCAUUCAGCUACAACGGCAUUACAUUCAUUUUGCGUCACGCGGAUGUGCACCCGGUUCCAUUCAUACAACAAUUCGGGUAUCCGCGUCGGUCUGGCUUCUAUGCGUUCGCAUUACCCGAUCAACACUCCACAUUAUGCUGUUAUCCAGGAGUUUAACGCUAUUUGGCUCUCUCUGUAUUCCUUUAAAGAUGAAUCAUAGUCAUGUUGGUAAUGGCCGUAGCGGUAAAUCUCCUCACACAGCCUCGCUUCAAAACAAUCACUCAGUUUGUUAUCUUUCUUCUUCUUCUUGGCAAACCAGCUUAACCAACUGGACUAGAGUGUGGAUCGAAGGUGCAGCAUGCGCAGGCGGCACGCUUGCUACAGAAAGUAUGAAUUGGCCUUUAGUGAGGUCCAACCCUGAAACAGGAAAGAGCCAAACACAAACUUUUGACACAAAGUUGGAAGAAUACUAUUGUCUAUCGUUGUUUGUUGCAGUAUUAAGAUUUACAUUUCAUUGGAACGAAGGGAGAAGAAACAGAAAUGAAAUUGAAGACCACAGUACAGAAUAAUGCCCACUGGGGAAUAACAAUACAGUGUGUUCUAUCAUUGCAGGGAAAAAGAUCAAAUUAUAAUUUAAUUUUUUAACAAAUAAGAUCACAUAUAAGAAUGAAUGCCAAGGAUAAAUAUUUAUUGAAAUCUUAACAAAAAAUUAGAUUUGAUUUCAUCAGGAGUUUAAUGUAUCCAAGACUAGACUUCUCCAGCUGUGAGGGAACACGUGUUAGAGAAGGACACGUGCAACAGUGAUGUAGGUUUGGCUCAGGCGUUUCCCGUUCAUCUCCAUAGCUGCAUGAACACAUCCAUGGAGCAUCAAAUGCUUUUGGUUUACAAUAUGUGAAAUUGUUUUUCUUUUAUGGAGUGAGUAUGUUGCGGCCAUCCUUAUUGUGCUUACUGAAUGAAUAGCAAUCUUCUUUAGUGAAAGCUGUCUGUAUUUGUUCUUGUGAAAUAGACUUUCACAAGGAGCAAUACAAUAUAUCUACAUGAUAAAUGUUUGGCUCGCAGUGCCAAAAAAUAAAAGUGGAAAUCAUUUUAAAUGCCUUCUUUAAUUUGUACUUUUGCCUACACAAACAUGCUGAACAUGUGUUUUUAUUCUAAAAGAGAUAUAUGCCAUUAAGUUUUCCUUGGUUCCAUUUGCAAAGGGAGUGUACAUGUUGAGUUAAUAUUUCAUAUGAUCUCUCAGUAUUGUUUUGAAGGCCUCGCCUGAAAUGCUUUUUUAAACUGCUGUUAAUGUUUAUUGAAAAUGGAUCCUUUAUAGAUAUUUCUUCAGUAUCAAAUGAUGUAUUUUACCAUAAAUAUAUGUUGUGCUUUGAGAUUUUAUCCAAUAAAAGUUGUUUUCACAAUC